This is a messenger RNA of Ixodes scapularis (black-legged tick), 930 nucleotides long. RefSeq lists its product as uncharacterized. The transcript has 8 exons. The record is from RefSeq and is a predicted model, not a curated record. The annotation marks the transcript as partial. NCBI's taxonomy places the organism in Eukaryota, Metazoa, Arthropoda, Arachnida, Ixodida, Ixodidae.
UUUGAACUGCCGGAGUUCCCGGUGCACCUUCGGAACAAAAUGGUGUCCAUCCAGAAGGGUCAAGUCUCCGAUGACUUGCGGAAAAAAAUUAUCGAUACUCUGUUCUGCGCCCUUUGCUUUCGGACAUUGUACCCUCACCAGCUAUAUGAGGAAGCUGCUAUGGCUCUGGUGAAGAGAUAUCCAAGGCUGGGAGAUGCUUCAGCCUUGGGAUAUAAAACCUGGCAGGCAAGUCUGCGGUACAAAGGAAAGAAUGUAAGGAGAAGGUUGCCUCCUGGGAAUGUGGAAGUGGACAUGGCCCGAGAGGAAUCCCGCAUCCAAAAGGAAAGGAGGUCCCUUGAAGCAGCAGCCGAGAGGGAGGAACGCACCGACGAAAUGACAGGUGCAGCAAUUGCGAAACGACGCGUCUGCAAACCAUAUUUCGGAGUUGGUGAAGACGAAUACAGCAUCAAUGGGCAUAUCGCCUACAUGGUGGUUGAGACCAAGAAAGCCCUCUGGGAUCGGGAGAAAAUCCUCAACGAGUUCGAGAGGAGAACCGACAAGAGCGCGGAGGAAGGCCUGAGACGCAAGCGGCGAGGAGAAAGACCGCAUCCUCACCUGCGCAGCCGUCGAACUCCUGCCUCGACUUGUAAAAGAGAAAAGCAGCUCCUUCAUCAAGAAGCUGGUACCCGGAGAGCGGCAUAUUCACCCUACCGUCUCUUUUCCGGGGAGGACGCGGUAUCGUCGGCUUCGAUGCAGGUGGCCGUAGAAGGGCUGACUGUCGACGUGGCAGACGUCGUAGAAGGCGUCAGUUUAAUGAUGGCCAUGUAUUGGGCCUUCGACAUUGAGUAUCGGCCUAGUGCGAGAAACACCUUGGUGAUCCUCGAGCGAGCAAUGGGCGUUAAGGAAACCACUAUAACCAUGACUGCUCUAAAGGUCAUUGGAAAUCUUUAG